AUGCCGCAAGGCGUUGUACGAGUUGACGUAGAACCGUCGAGCGAGCCAGAAUUGUAUGUAUGUGCCGAGACAGAACUCGAACAGGGUUUCGAGAAACAGACCGUGGUAGAGCGCGAGGGGCGUCCAGUGGAUGUGCAGGAUCAUUGCCAGCAGUGGCCAGAUGUGGUGGCGGAAGAAGAUGGGGAACCCGAAAGCCACCAUUUUCAGAAACGUGUGUCGCCAGUACGCGACGUCCUUGACCUUCAGCAGCAGCUCGAGCUGCGACGCGGAGUCCAGGUUUGUGCUCAGAAUAGCGUCAAAUCCGCAAUCCGCGAUCGCCUCCAUGAUUUUCCUGAUGCCAGUGCGGUUGGGGUCGUAGACGAUCCGUGCUUCCUCGGUGGCCAGGCCCACCUGGCACCGGACAACGCCGUCGAGCUUCGUGACGGCGUCCUCGAUCGAGUUCGAGCAGUUCGAGCAGGUCAUUCCGUAGAUUUUCAGCGUCAGAGACUCGUUGUCGUUGAUCGCCUGCUCGUUCUUUGUUUCCACCAGGUUGGCCUCGAACCCGCAGUCUUCCACGGCCUCGCACACCCGGCUGGCCGCACACGUGUGUGUCACGGUCGCCUGCUCGGUCAGAAGCGAGACCUGCACCGCCCGGACUCCGUCCACCUUUUUCAGGGCAUCUGUCACGGCGUUGACACAGGAGCUGCACGUCAUGCCUCCAAUGGUGAGGUAGGACGUUCGGAUUUCCGACGCGACGUCCUCCGACGCGAUCACGCUCGCUCCGAAGCCUAUAUCCUCGACGGCGUGCUGGAGGGCCGCUCCCGGGACGGUGUGCGAGUGCUCGACCAGAGCCUCCUCUGUGAUGAGCGCCACCUGGACGGCCUCGACGCCGUCUAUCUGCCGCAGACAGUCCUCGACCGCGGCCGUGCACGCCGAGCACGUCAUCCCUUCGAUGUGCAAAGAGGUGCGCACACUCAUAAGAAAAUAGUUUAA
Messenger RNA from Ogataea angusta, 972 nucleotides. RefSeq lists its product as uncharacterized. NCBI's taxonomy places the organism in Eukaryota, Fungi, Ascomycota, Pichiomycetes, Pichiales, Pichiaceae. The transcript has a single exon. The record is from RefSeq and is a predicted model, not a curated record. The coding region runs from base 1 to 972 and encodes 323 amino acids.